AUGUCCGCCAUCCGUGCCUUCACAACCCGUCGCGCUCCCGUCGCCUUUUUCCAGCGUGCGGCCUUCUCCCAGUCAAUAGCCCGCACCGCUGGCAAGGAGUCAACUCUCCAUUCUGAGAACCGUGCCGAGGAGGUUGAGAAGAAGAAGCAGGAGCAGCUGAACAAGCAAAAGCAGGGCAAGGGUUCCUGGGAGGAGCAGCUUGCCAGUGACAGCGAGAGCGCUGUCAAGGCGGAUCGUUCCGAGACCGGCAAGGACACCAAGCAGCAGAUCAAGGAGUUGCAGGAGGAGGCGAAGAAGGUCGGCCAGUAA
Molecule: messenger RNA, 309 nt
Organism: Alternaria arborescens
Lineage: Eukaryota; Fungi; Ascomycota; Dothideomycetes; Pleosporales; Pleosporaceae
Exons: 3
Coding region: 1-309 (102 amino acids)
Source: RefSeq, a predicted model, not a curated record